This is a messenger RNA of Aplysia californica (California sea hare), 4109 nucleotides long. RefSeq lists its product as uncharacterized. NCBI's taxonomy places the organism in Eukaryota, Metazoa, Mollusca, Gastropoda, Aplysiida, Aplysiidae. The transcript is spliced from 3 exons. Gene Ontology annotation, biological process: regulation of DNA-templated transcription. The coding region runs from base 840 to 2987 and encodes 715 amino acids. The record is from RefSeq and is a predicted model, not a curated record. Gene Ontology annotation, molecular function: sequence-specific double-stranded DNA binding; DNA-binding transcription factor activity, RNA polymerase II-specific.
AAGCUGCUCUGUGAUUGGCUGAUCGUAGACGUGUCCUCCGUCACCGCGAAAACCGCCACAGGGAGGAAACCGCUCGUUUAUUACAGAGCUGUAUUGUCCAAAUUUCAUCAAAAUUGUCCUUGCGUGUUUGAGUUGGUUUGUUCACAGUUUUUCCUUCAAUGGGAGGUCAUUUCGGAGAACGUCUGGGGAGAAAGAAGAUCUAGCUGCCCAUGACGUCUGUGCAGAAGGGACCCGGAAUACUAUUGUGUCCGUGGAGUCGUUCACACGCAACUAAAGCUGUAACUUCCACGCGUGUUGGCUUCAUGACUGGCUUCUUUUGGGAACACUAUCAGUUGUUUUUACUGCUAGAUAAAGUAUGAAUGACAGUCGUUGUUGCACCUGGCUUGUUGUAAAGGGAAAAUAAACAAACACGAAAAAACAUUUUUACAAAAGUUUGUUAUAAAGCAAUAGAAGACGACGCGUUACCUCAAUAGCCUUUCUUUUUCUGUACUUUCAUCGUGGAGAAAAGUGCUGAAUUAUAUUUAUUAGAAUAACAAAAUAAAAACAGAGACCAUUUUAAUUACACACAUACAUUGCGUUGAAUAUUACACUUGUCUUUGAAACAACCAUUGCUAACCAGGAGACAUAAGCAUUCCCUGAUCACAGACAAUAUUUCUACAGAAUCUGGCAAUAAAGCGGAAGAAGAGGUUUACCCUUUAUUACUCUUUCCUUGCCAAAUGCAAAAAACACAAUAAUGAAGUUUUAACGAGACACGGACGUAAUUUCCCCUUGACUUCAAGUAGUCGGUUGACCUCGCUACCCGCUAAACAUUCGGGCCCCCUCAGCACCACCAGGACAUCAUGAGUCUACGGGACAUGAGGCUGCUAGCUGCCGCCUACCCAGGAGCAUUCGCCGCUGUGAGCUCAAUGGCCGCGGUGGGUGCCGGCUUCCACCCACACCACCCUGCACAUCCACACCACCCAGGCUUCCCAGGGGCUUCCUUCCCGCCCUUCUCCUACCCGAGCCCGGUCGACCAGAUGGCUGCCCUGGACUGCUCGGUGAGGCAUCACCACCAGCGACUUCUGCAAGAAGAGAACUCGGCGAGGGUGUCUGCUGCUGCUGCCGCUGCUGCUGCUGUGGCUGUUUCUGCUGGAAGUCCUCCCACGUCCUCCAGUGCCGCCAUCAUAGAGGGUCUCAUGGGGGACAGGAAGACGCCGCAUCGCUCCUCACCUGUUUCCGGUAACGAUUUGGGACAGAUGAACUUUCUGGAGACUUCUGAAGGAAGCAAGAUGGCAGACAGUUUGAACGUUGCUGGAGUGUGUGACGAUUCGAAGGACGGCCCGGGUAGCAAGCGGAGACGUACGCGGACCAACUUCACGGGCUGGCAGCUGGAAGAACUGGAGAAGGCUUUCCAAGACUCUCACUACCCGGACGUCUUCAUGAGGGAGGCACUGGCUCUCAAGCUCGACCUGGUGGAGAGCAGAGUGCAGGUGUGGUUCCAGAACAGAAGGGCUAAAUGGCGUAAGAAAGAAAACACGAAGAAGGGUCCAGGACGGCCCGCACACAACGCCCAUCCCCAAACCUGCAGCGGGGACCCGAUGGACGAAGAAGAAAUACGCCGAAGAGAGCAGGACAGAAUGGAGAAGAAGAGGAAGAAACAAGAGGAACGAAUGAGGAAGCUGGAGGAAAAGAGGAAAUCUAUCAAUGGGAUGACGUUAGAGGAGAGAACAAAAGCUGGGAUAGGUCCAGGGGUGAGAAUUCAUGGGGAUCACUUCCUGUCGCCCACAGCUUCCAAUUCUGGGAACGACACGAGCUGCGAUAGCUUCAGCGACCAUAACGUCUCUGCCAUGUCUUCUGAACAGCGCGACAGACAAACAACCGCGGCGGAAGCUCAAGCGUUAAUGAACGCACCCCCAAGUGCGCACGGAAACGCGAUGGGAAACAAAGCGGGUGCGUUCAGUAUCGAGCGACUUCUGGAGGCGCCCAAAGUCCCCAGAGGGAGACGACCCAAUUCCAAGUACCCGCUCGUUCAGGCAUGUAAGUCGCUGGGGACACUAGGCUUGGGUUUUCUCCCUUUCUUCCCAUUCACCCAGCCUAUGGGGUUUCUGGUUCAGCAACUGAAGCAGCGGGAGAGUCCUUAUUUGACCUCUGGUGGUUUGGACAAUCUAAACAACACUGUGAUCAGCAACGCUAGCAAGACAAGCGAUGACAAUAAUAACAAAAGCGAAAACAGCGAUGACAAUGGCAUUGUGAACAUAACAGAACAACCAGACAUUGAUAUAGAGAACGAGAGACGUUUGUCUCCAAGCAAUACAUUUGAGGAAGAUGUACUUUUUAAAUCUUCGGACACAAGAGGAGAAGAGAACUCUCGGUGUAUGGACGCUUCCCGGGAAAUUUCAGACAUGCACAGUCGGGACUGCAGCAUUAGCGACCCGGAAGAGCCCCGUGAUAUAGAAUUAGAGGUGUCGAACGAAGGCCGCCAUGAUAGGCAAAGAAAUGAGCAAAGAGAAUCCGACGUAAAUCAGAAUAACACUAUAGAUAAAAGACAUUUUGGGGAAGUUGCUACGUCUUUGGCGAUCAGAGGGACUAGGAUAGAUCUCCAUAAUGUAUUCAGCUCUGUUCCUGACACCACCACCCAAUCACAGGAUGACAGUAAUUACGUCAGCAUAGAUGAGGGUGAUACCGCAGUGAAUCUGAGCAUGAGCAGUGACACCAACAACAACAGCAACAACAACAAUAGCGAAAGUAGUACCACCUUCAACAAUAUCAACAACAACAACAACAACAACAACAACAACAACAACAACAGUAGCAGUCAUAAUAGCAGCAAUUACAGUAACAUUAAUGAUAACGAAACUGAUAAUGAUUUUAAUAAGAAUAACGAUGUAAUCAGAAUGACUAAAAGGAGACUAGAGAAUACUCACGACUUCUCCUCUGAAGACAAUGAUACCAAUAUACUCGAGUUGAGGAGAAAGAAAGAAGUGAUUGGGCCUCUGAUUGUAGCAUAAGGAGGCACACCUUGAUACAGUACUAGGUAGCAACUAUAGAUUUGGUCAUUUAAAAAACAUAUUAAUAUUAAUUGUUGAAAAAAUAUCUGUGUUGAGUGGUUUUGGUUUACAUGCAAUAAUGCGUUGAUUUUCUCGAGUACACAGUCUUUGCUAUUUAUUGUUGAACAUGCUCAGAGGUUAUAAAUUAUCUAUAACCACAUGCCUGUAAACAGGAUAAUAUUUCCAGUGAUUUUUAUAAUACGCCUUGAACGUUUGAGUUAAACUGAACAAAAUGAAUCGUAUUUUAGUGAUACGAAAUACUGGCGCAGUGGAAACUCUAAGUCUAAAUAUGGGAAGGGCUCAUGUAUCAUAUUGUGUGCAUCCCCUCCUUAACAACAUAGAAAGGACUCUCCUGGCCACCGAUGGAAACUGUUUUACUUUAUUUUUUCUUUGAAAAGUGCCAUAAAUCAGUCAGUAUGACAUUUCACAAUUCUUAACUAUUGCAUUACUUACAUUGCUAAGUGUGGAUAUGCCCAGUGUGCUUAUGUUCAAACUUGCUCAAACUCCGGUGUUACAGAAAUGUUUAGGGUUUUGCAAAUCUGUGAAUAUCUCCAAAGGUUCGUUGAGUGCACGAUGUAUAUUCAAAGCAGUAUGGGCAUACUAGAUCUCAACAAGACACUAGUUCUGUUCCACUAUAAGCUGUGCUUAUGUCAGUGUGCUGUACAAUAUAUACACCUAUUAAGUAUAAACACAGUGAGUUUUUAAAAAUUCUUUUUCUGUUUAUUUUUGACUUCGAGAACGUGUAUUUUGAAGCACACUUGACGAUAAUUAUAGAAUACAGUAGAACCUCACUAAUUUGGAGAUUAAAAAAAGAUGUUUCCUCUUAAAAUAGAGUUGGACAAAAUGUCGUUUAUUUAAUGCAAGCUUUUAGAAUCUAAUGCAAUGAGUCAUCGUCAUAGUCAUGAUGGUUCAACCGUCUCUCUCCAAGAAACAAACGUAUCAUUACCAUCAAUGCUGACACAGAAACCAUCAUGACGAUCCCACUUUUACCAUUACCACCACCUAACCAUCAAUAUCAUCAUCAUCAUCAUCAUCAUCAUCAUCAUCAUCAUCAUCAUCAUCAUCAUCAUCAUCAUCAUCAUC